UCAAGUAUGGUUAUGCCGAAAAUUUCUUCAAAGCCAAUGACGUAGUCAAAUAUGUGGCAGGACUUGGACGUCCAGGAAAAAACAUUAACUUCCUCCUACGUUUCGUCUAUUAUCUGUACGUAUUCUUUAUUUAUUUUAUUGGCUUCGCCUUCGUAGUGUAUGAGUAUAUGAUAUUUAAUGAAAUGCUUAACAAUAUUUCCAAAUUGCUGAGCUACAUAGGAAUGUGUUUAACUCAUACUUUGGGCAUGAUAAAACUCAGUAUAUAUGUUUUCUUUCAAAGAAGAGUUAAUAAGAUACGAAAUAAUUUACAAGACGAUAGAUUUAAGUAUACAUCUCUUAAUGAAAAUGGACCCAGCGCUUUGUAUGCGGCUGAGAUGAAGAUCAGUUCAACAGUUGCUUUUUUAACCCUAAGUAUGUAUGGUGGUGUUGGCGCAUCUGCUCAUGUAUCAACCGUAAUGGCUAUAGACAAAGAAACGGAGGGUAAUGAUUUUAUAGGCAACACAACUUGCUAUGAUGUGCUACCAUAUUACUUUGUUAUUCCAUUCCCUGCAGAAACAAAGGGAAUGUGCAUGCUAGCAGCUACUUUCAUGGAUAUUGGAUUUGCAACUUGGGCUUUUGUUAUAUCGUACUACGAUGGAAUGUUUGUAGCUAUUCUAAGAUGUUUAAAAGUUCAGUUAGUGAUCGCUGGGCACGUUGUCGUAACACUACGUCAACGAUGUUUGAAGCAGUUACAACUACGCGAAGAUCUGGAGUUAUUGCAUGACAGUGAAAAGCCAGAAUUGGAGCAAGAACUGCACCAGGAACUUGGACAUGUCAUCGAACACGUCAAACUACUUUUUGAGGUUCGAGACGAUGUAGAAAGUCUAUUUACAUUUGUAACAUUGAUACAAACAUUAUGUUCUUUAUUUAUUUUUGCAUCCUGCAUGUUUGUUGCCUCUAUAGUACCGAUGACGUCUCCUGAUUUUUUUGCUCAAAUGGAAUUCUUUCUUUGUGUUCUGGUGCAACUGGCAGUAAUGUGCUGGUCUGGAAAUGAAAUUACAACUGCAGGUUACGAUUUUGGUCAGGCUUUAUAUAAUAGCGACUGGUUCUCGUGUAGUAAAAGAUUUAAAAGCUCUAUGGUUUUAACGAUGAUUCGUAUGCAACGACCAAUUGUUUUGUCUAUUGGCAAAUUUACCCCUCUAACGAUUACAACACUAGUAAAUGUCUGUCGAGGAUCAUUUUCGUAUUUUGCUGUAUUUAAGAGUGUAAAAUAAUAAUGUGUUAAUGUUAAACAUUACUGAAAAUCCCAAUGUUUUAAAUGAAAUAAACUUUAUAGAAAAAAUAUAGUUGUAUAAGAAGGCAUAAUGCACAGUUUCCUUUGUAGGGCACAA
Messenger RNA from Diabrotica virgifera virgifera (western corn rootworm), 1370 nucleotides. RefSeq names its product odorant receptor 49b-like. Gene Ontology annotation, molecular function: odorant binding; olfactory receptor activity. The transcript is spliced from 7 exons. NCBI's taxonomy places the organism in Eukaryota, Metazoa, Arthropoda, Insecta, Coleoptera, Chrysomelidae. The record is from RefSeq and is a predicted model, not a curated record. Gene Ontology annotation, biological process: sensory perception of smell; detection of chemical stimulus involved in sensory perception of smell. The coding region runs from base 168 to 1253 and encodes 361 amino acids. Gene Ontology annotation, cellular component: plasma membrane.